AUGAUCUACGUCUACACAACUUCCUUCCCAUGCCCGUCUGGAGACAUCCGGUCUAUCGUUCCAGCACAAGUCCGACUUAUAACCCAGUUCGCUUCUGCUGCUUCGAACCUUUUUAAUCAAGCAAAAACCACAGCUCCUUCAUCAUCAUCGAAUCAAAAUGCUCGUACUUCACAACAGGCUGACGACGGCGAUGAUGGAUCGAUUAAAACAAUGUUCUCUCGGAAAGUUCUGGAGAAGCCAUCUAUGCUCAAAGCUCUGACAGAAAACAUGUUCUUCCGAUUGAAAAAUGAGGCACAUAAGCUCGCAUUUCAACUUCCGGAUCUCGUUGAACGGUUUACUCAGAAUAAGGACCAGACAUACAAAGAAUUCGAGGCAUUUUUCCGUUCAUACAUUGAAGAGGAGGUUCAUAAAGAGGAAAUCAUUCAGAACAACCCAAACUCCGCGGAAGCAAAAAUGUUCUUGGAAGCUAGACGCAACAAGGAAUUGAUCAAUGAGCAUCGAUGA
Molecule: messenger RNA, 504 nt
Organism: Caenorhabditis briggsae
Lineage: Eukaryota; Metazoa; Nematoda; Chromadorea; Rhabditida; Rhabditidae
Exons: 3
Coding region: 1-504 (167 amino acids)
Source: RefSeq, a predicted model, not a curated record